GGAAGAACGCCGAGCAAUUACUCGUGAUGAACUAAAAUUGAUAUGUUUUAUCAUUAAUACAGCAGAUUAUUGUUAUGUUACAACUUCACAGCUUGAAGAUAAAUUAAAAGAUACGAUAGACGAAGAAUAUAAAGAAAAAAUAAAUUUUGAUGAAGAACGUAAUCAUUUCCUAAAUGUGGUAACUACAUCUGUUAGAGCAUUGAUCCGCGGGAUAGAGUCGUCCUAUGAUCCUGCACUUGUAGCUAUGACCAAAUUACCAUGGAGAAUUAGCAAAGUAGAAACUAUCUUGAAGACAGUUCUUACACCGCAUGAUCCACCUGAAGGAUUAGUUGAGAAUUAUAUUUUAUUGAUAGCAGAUAAAAAUAUAAGUAAUUUUCAAAAAAUAUUAGAUAUCAAGGGUAUAAAGAAAAAUGAACAACAACCGUUAAUAGAAAUAUUUCAACAAAAAAUACUUGAACAUCCGAAAUUAUUAGAAAACUCGAACAUCAUGUCAUCACUUACGUCAUCAGCAACAUCAAUCACAUCAGCACAGUUAUCACAAUUCAUAACACCAUUGCCAAGUUCAUUUCUUAAUAAUGUACCAUUAGCAGCGGGUGAGAAUAAGUUUAAUGCAGUAAAUAUUAAAAAAGUUUUAAGUGGUAGGAAUUGGAGAAAGAAGGAUGGUGAUGGAACAAAAAAAGAGGAUGAUAAGGUUUAA
Racocetra fulgida is the source of this 697-nucleotide messenger RNA. NCBI's taxonomy places the organism in Eukaryota, Fungi, Glomeromycota, Glomeromycetes, Diversisporales, Gigasporaceae. The record is from the annotation of a GenBank genome assembly.